This is a messenger RNA of Erythranthe guttata (spotted monkey flower), 1411 nucleotides long. It is a transcript of the gene RAD51C, whose product is annotated as RAS associated with diabetes protein 51C. Gene Ontology annotation, biological process: meiotic DNA recombinase assembly; reciprocal meiotic recombination; DNA repair. The record is from RefSeq and is a predicted model, not a curated record. Lineage: Eukaryota; Viridiplantae; Streptophyta; Magnoliopsida; Lamiales; Phrymaceae. Gene Ontology annotation, molecular function: four-way junction DNA binding; crossover junction DNA endonuclease activity; ATP binding. Gene Ontology annotation, cellular component: replication fork; Rad51C-XRCC3 complex; Rad51B-Rad51C-Rad51D-XRCC2 complex.
AUUAUUUAUAUAUAUAAAAAAAAUGUUGAAAUAAGAAAUGAAAUUUGUUUGGGUAUUUUGGUCCAAUAAACCAUCCCUAAUUCAUUAGCUUCAAGCAAAGAACCGUAGCGCGCGAAACGCCCAAAUUAAUUUCGAUCUUCUGUCACACACACUCAGCACACACUAAAUGUGAAAAUGGAGGUCUCGAGUCUACCGAUUUCUGCGUCGCAGAGAGCAAAAUUGUUAUCUGCUGGCUACACUUCUCUCUCCUCCCUCUCCUCCGUCUCCCCUUCCCGUUUAGCUCAAGAUUUGAAGAUCUCUGAAAAUGAGGCGGCGGAGAUUUUGAAAAUCGCGUCGAGAAGGAGUGGGUUAGAGAAAAUUGAGACCGGAAGUCAUCCGAUUAUGAAUGGAGCACAGACAGCAUGGGAAAUGCUACACGAGGAGGAAUCUUCUAUAUGCAUAACCACGUCUUGCUCGGAUUUAGACGAAAUUCUAGGUGGAGGAAUUCGCUGUAAAGAAGUUACCGAGAUUGGUGGAGUGCCAGGCAUCGGUAAAACGCAGCUCGGGAUUCAACUCGCAGUAAAUGUCCAAAUACCAGCCGAUUAUGGUGGCGUUGGAGGAAAAGCAAUUUAUAUAGAUACAGAGGGCAGUUUUAUGGUGGAGCGUGCUUUACAAAUCGCUGAGGCGUGUUAUGAGGACAUGGUAGAAUAUAAUAGCUUGCUACGGAAGGAUUCUGUAGCCGCCUACCAAGUAGAUAAACAGCCGAAGGAUUUUCUCGAGAAUAUAUUCUACUUCCGCGUGUGCACUUAUACAGAGCAAAUUGCAGUGAUAAAUUACUUGGAGAAGUUCGUCUCUGAGCAUAAAGAUAUUAAGGUUGUCGUUAUCGAUAGCAUCACUUUCCACUUCCGUCAAGAUUUCGAGGACAUGGCUCUCAGGACUCGAUUACUUUCUGGAAUGGCAUUAAAACUGAUGAAACUUGCAAAGAAGUUCAAUUUGGCAGUAGUUCUAUUGAAUCAAGUAACAACAAAGUACAACGAAGGUUCAUUUCAGCUAACUCUUGCUCUUGGUGACAGCUGGGCACAUGCUUCUACGAACCGGAUUAUACUGUAUUGGAAUGGCAAUGAGAGGUAUGCAUAUAUUGACAAGUCACCCUCUUUGAGAUCAGCUUCUGCUCCAUACGCCGUCACAGGUAGAGGUAUUAGAAAUUCAGCUUCAAACAGUAAGAGAGUUAAAUUAAUGUAGGCCACUUUUUUUUGCCGUUUUUCUCUUUGCAGUUUCUUUAAAUCCUUAAACACAAUGAAUUAUGAUUAAAAACUCGAAUACCUCGUAAUUUAAAAGAUGAAUCUGAUCGAUCAAAAUACAUUUUAGAAAUAUCAGUGGGGGAACCAAGAUUUUGUCUUUACGGGAGCCAAAUAUACAGUAAAAGUUCUCC